AUGGCCCUUGGUGACAGUAUCCCAGCAAUAGGGGCAUUCACCCUUGCCGAGGCGUAUUUCCUCCAACGAACUAUCUUGACCAACAAUACCUUCCAAAGAAUCUGUCUCAUCGCACUUGUAGUAAACAUCCUCCUAAAAGCCUUCUACAGCGUAAUAAUAUGGCCCUUCUUACUAAAUCCGAUGCGGCAUCUACCAAAAGUCCAGGGCUCACAUAUAGAACUCAUCUUCGACUCGCCACGAGGAACAAAACCCCUCCAGUGGAUGAAAACCGUCCCAAAUGAAGGGCUGAUUCAUAUGCGUGACACAUUCAACCAAAGUUAUGUGAUCCCAACCAACCAUCAGGCCUUGUUAGAUGUGAUGAGCACAAACACAUACGAUUUCGAGAAGCCAUGGCGCAUGCGUAACUUCCUCGCCCGGAUCAUCGGAUUCGGGAUGAUUACCUCGGAAGGUGCAAUGCACAAGAAGCAGCGUAAAGCACUCACGCCCGCCUUUAAUAUUAAGAAUAUCCGCUCGAUGUAUUCACUCAUGUGGAGCAAGACCGGACAGUUAUUGGAUGAACUGGAGAAGGAGAUCAAGAUGAGCCCAAUGGAUGGAACGAGCCCAGAGGACCAGGAGGGUAAAAUUGAGAUGGCUGAAUGGGCGAGCCGUCUCACACUCGAUAUAAUAGGGCCUAUAGCAAUGGGGCGUGACUUUGGCUCCUUGCAUAACAAACGAAACAAAGUGGCCGACAGCUUCGCAAAGAUCCUCGAGCCAACCAAGGAGAAGAUGGCGUUCCUAGUAAUGAAUUUUGCAUUGCCGCAGUGGAUGGCGAGGCGUGUGCCGUGGCGGAUGAACGAUGUACUGAAUACUGAGACGGCGUAUCUGCGCAGUACAUGUGAUGAGAUUGUGCGCGAGAAGCGAGCUAGUCUUGCUGAUUCCAAGAUUUCAGCUCAGGACCUGGAGGCUGAUAUCCUGGGGACGAUGAUGCUUGGCGGGGAUUUUUCGGAUACGGAGUUGGUGGAUCAGAUGUUGACAUUUUUGGCUGCUGGACACGAAACCACCGCCAGCGCCUUAACCUGGGCUUGCUACCUCCUCCAUCUCCAUCCAGAAUACCAAACCCGCCUCCGCGAUGAAAUCCGCUCCAAAAUCCCAUCAGGAAACAGCCCGAUCACUUACCAAGACCUCGAAUCCCUCCCUUUGCUAAACGGCGUCUGUCAAGAAGUCCUCCGCCUCUACCCAACAGUCCCAACAACAAUACGUGAAUCGGUCCGCAACACCGUUGUGGCAGGAAAGUACAUCCCGAAGGGUACCCGGGUCGUGUUAUGUCCGUGGGCAAUUAAUCGGAGCCCACUUUUCUGGGGCGAGAAUGGGGAAGAAUUCUUUCCUGAGCGUUGGAUCGAUACGGACAAGAACGAACACUGUAUCCCGAACAAUAAUGGUGGAGCAUCGACAAAUUUUGCGCAGAUUACGUUCCUGCACGGACAGAGAUCGUGUAUUGGGAAGGACUUUGCGCGUGCGGAGUUGCGGUGUGCAGUUGCUGGCGUUGUUGGACGGUUUGUGUUUGAGAUGCAGGACCCCAAGCAGGUGAUUCAUGUUGCAGGGGCUGUUACUAUUAAGCCAGUUGAGGGAAUGCAUUUGAGGAUGCGGAGGGUUGAUGAGUGGUAG
This is a messenger RNA of Penicillium coprophilum, 1644 nucleotides long. RefSeq names its product cytochrome P450. Gene Ontology annotation, molecular function: iron ion binding; heme binding; oxidoreductase activity, acting on paired donors, with incorporation or reduction of molecular oxygen. Bases 1 to 1644 code for a protein of 547 amino acids. The transcript has 4 exons. The record is from RefSeq and is a predicted model, not a curated record. Lineage: Eukaryota; Fungi; Ascomycota; Eurotiomycetes; Eurotiales; Aspergillaceae.